UUAUUAUCAGAUUAACCUUUAUAAGUAAUGUGUCUAUAGUUUUACACUAAUCUCAGUGCUCUGCUGUCUGUAGACUGAAUAGUAAUGAGCUGUGUCCGGUGUCAUCAUGUUAUAGGUUGAUUUUAAUAAUGAUGGAAAGUUGGAUUCUGAUUAGUCUGCUUGUAAUUCCAGGAACUGUAAGUGCUUGGUCAGUGACUUUUGAAACCCGAACUCCAUGUGUUUUGAAAGGAUCAUCAGUGGAGUUCAGGUGCUCAUACAACUACACAGUUGGGGAAACUGUUAGAAAGACUGCGUGGUCCAAGGGGGGAUUCAAAAAUGGCACAUGGAAACGGACUGAGCUCUCAAACCUUACUUCAUAUGAAGGUCGUGUUCAAUAUCUUGGUGACCAGCUGCAUGACUGUAGCCUUGCAAUUCAUGACCUGCAGGAUAAUGACACUGGAUAUUACUACUUCAGGUUUGAUACGGACACAUAUGGAUGGCGAAGUAGGCAAUCAGUGUAUCUGUCUAUCACAGAGCUGAGUGCCAGAGUGACCCCAAACACUGUGAGAGCCGGAGACAAUGUGACUCUUGAAUGUGGGACAUCCUGCCAACUUCCCACCACAGUCUGGUUCAAAGAUGGACAUCCAGUAGCCAAACCAGAGUUCCAGGCCCAGGCAGAGGACUCUGGGAAAUAUUCAUGUGCUGUCAAAGGACAGGAGUCUGUGCAAUCAGACCCUGUGGCUCUGGAUGUUCAGAGUCCUCCGUUGAAUGUUUCUGUUGAGGUGAGUCAUUCUGGACAGGUGUCACUAGGCAGCAGUGUGAAUCUGACAUGCAGCAGUGCAUCUAACCCAGCAGCAGACAGCUACACCUGGUACAAGAGGACAGAUUCUUCCAGCUCGCAGCUGCUCCAGGUGGGCACAGGACAGGUGCUUUCUCUUCCCUCUUUGGAGGCGUCCCAAACUGGACUCUAUCUCUGCCAGGCCAGGAACCGCCUGGGGAAGAACAACUCAACUGAAGUGCUGCUGACACUACACUCACCAAACAUUCACCAUCUCAUCCUCCUUGUUGGUAUUGGAGUCAAAUCUGUUAUUGUGCUGUUGCUUCCACUGGUCAUUGUAUGGGCUUGGAGGCGUAAAUGUAAGUCUGCUGUGGACAAAGAGGACGACAGCCCCGAUUAUGAAAACAUCAGCAACAUCUCGGUCGGUCAAAAAAACAGGGCUACACAGAAAGAAAUGCCUGUUUAAAGAAACCAGAGA
Thunnus maccoyii (southern bluefin tuna) is the source of this 1235-nucleotide messenger RNA. RefSeq names its product hemicentin-2-like. Lineage: Eukaryota; Metazoa; Chordata; Actinopteri; Scombriformes; Scombridae. The coding region runs from base 129 to 1223 and encodes 364 amino acids. The transcript is spliced from 7 exons. The record is from RefSeq and is a predicted model, not a curated record.